AUGGCAACCGUGGCGCUCCUCAACCAACUGCUCGUCGGCUAUGACUCCCUAUUGCUCAGCAUGCACUCGGUCAACGAGCGGGAGCGCUCCUACACCAUUGACGGCUACUUGGUGCUGCAGUGGAGCGACCCGCGCCUUGAGUUUGGCAACCUGUCCUGCCGCGACGCCAUCGCCCUCCCCUCCUAUGCGAACACCGACACAAAGCUCUGGGAGCCGGGCGUCCAGUGUAUGGAGACUCUCCACGAAUCGGUCGGAGGCAGCAGCGGCGCGACCCACAUCGCUGGCGAGUCGCUCGUCAUCAGCCGCAAUGGCACCGUCCUUUGGAGCCGACGCGCGCGCUACAAGCUGCUCUGCGACACCUUCAACUUUGGCCGGAUGCCCUUCGACGAGCAGUUCUGCAUAGCGACCCUCCGCUCCUUCCCGUACAACGAGGAGUUGGUCCAGCUCGAGUGGCCAGAUUGUGCAUCCAACCCCGUCGCCUGCGGUGGCUCGGGCCAGCUACAGCCGUACCACUCGGGCGAGUGGAUCGUCACAAUCGUCGAUCAGAGAACAGUGACCGAAGCCGAUGGCCACAGGGUGGCACGCGUUUGCAUCAUGCUCGAGCGGCACUCCAACCUGCUGUCCCUCUCGAUCACCAUCGUCAUCCUCCUCGUCAUCGCCGCCUAUUGUGGCUUCUUCAUUCCCGUCUCCGCCGCCCCGGCGCGCGUGGCCAUCGGCUUCCUCUCCUUCCUGAUGGCGCUACGAAAGCUUGGUGUGCUUGCUCUCUCGGGCGUGAGCGCCGUCUAUCAUCUGGACAGUCGUGAACAGGUGUUGAACCAGCUCUUCUGGGCAAUGGGCCAGAGCCUCACUGAGUUCUCGACGCUUUGCCGCCCCUCUUCUCGCCCGGUGCAGAUGCCGCCGCUGCUCGAUCCUUCCGAAAAUUACCGCGUUUGGAUGAUCGACUUCCUGUGGGGUUCUAUGUUCUUCAACUGGCUCACCCUCAUCGAGUACGGUCUCGUGCAUUUUGGCCUCGAGUGCGAACGGCGCCUCGCCGCGGGUGCGAACGCGCCGCCCGCCGGCGAGCACGAUGCCGCGCUGGUAGCACAGGACAAGGUCGGAUCGCGCUACCAGCAUGUCAAACUGUGGUGGAUGCGCUGCGCCACUCGCUUUGUCGACCUGGACAAUGUCUGCCGAUGGGUCUACCCGCCAGCUUACUUCAUCUUUUGCUGCGUCAUGUACGGCGUCGUGGAUAAGUCAAUGGUGUUGUCUCUGUUGACUGUCGUGUGGUGA
Messenger RNA from Emiliania huxleyi CCMP1516, 1269 nucleotides. RefSeq lists its product as hypothetical. Gene Ontology annotation, biological process: monoatomic ion transmembrane transport. The coding region runs from base 1 to 1269 and encodes 422 amino acids. Gene Ontology annotation, cellular component: membrane. Gene Ontology annotation, molecular function: transmembrane signaling receptor activity; extracellular ligand-gated monoatomic ion channel activity. The transcript has 5 exons. NCBI's taxonomy places the organism in Eukaryota, Haptophyta, Isochrysidales, Noelaerhabdaceae. The record is from RefSeq and is a predicted model, not a curated record.